GCGAUUCCUUCCCCGCUCGCCCCUCCUCGCCUCCAUAAAUAGCCCCCUCCUCCUCCUCGCCUCUCACCCCAUAUCAUCUCCCGUUCCGAGAACCGUGAACGCAACCCGACCCAGAUCCUUCUCGCGAGCAUCGUCGAUCCCUCCUCCGCGUCAAGAUGCAGAUCUUCGUUAAGACCCUCACCGGCAAGACCAUCACCCUCGAGGUUGAGUCCUCAGACACCAUUGACAACGUCAAGGCCAAGAUCCAGGACAAGGAGGGCAUUCCCCCGGACCAGCAGCGGCUCAUCUUCGCCGGCAAGCAGCUCGAGGACGGGCGCACCCUUGCUGACUACAACAUCCAGAAGGAGUCCACCCUCCAUCUUGUCCUUCGCCUCAGGGGAGGCAUGCAGAUCUUUGUCAAGACCUUGACCGGCAAGACCAUCACCCUUGAGGUCGAGUCUUCUGACACCAUAGACAAUGUCAAGGCCAAGAUCCAGGACAAGGAGGGCAUCCCCCCAGACCAGCAGCGUCUCAUCUUCGCCGGCAAGCAGCUUGAGGAUGGUCGCACCCUUGCUGACUACAACAUCCAGAAGGAGAGCACCCUCCACCUGGUGCUCCGCCUGAGGGGUGGGAUGCAGAUCUUCGUGAAGACCCUCACUGGCAAGACCAUCACCCUGGAGGUUGAGAGCUCUGACACCAUUGACAAUGUGAAGGCCAAGAUCCAGGACAAGGAGGGCAUCCCCCCAGACCAGCAGCGUCUCAUCUUCGCGGGCAAGCAGCUUGAGGAUGGUCGCACCCUUGCUGACUACAACAUCCAGAAGGAGAGCACCCUCCACCUGGUGCUCCGCCUGAGGGGUGGGAUGCAGAUCUUUGUGAAGACCCUCACUGGCAAGACCAUCACCCUGGAGGUUGAGAGCUCUGACACCAUUGACAAUGUCAAGGCCAAGAUCCAGGACAAGGAGGGCAUCCCCCCAGACCAGCAGCGCCUCAUCUUCGCCGGCAAGCAGCUUGAGGAUGGACGCACCCUUGCAGACUACAACAUCCAGAAGGAGAGCACCCUCCACCUGGUGCUUCGACUGAGGGGUGGGAUGCAGAUCUUCGUGAAGACUUUGACUGGCAAGACCAUCACCCUGGAGGUUGAGAGCUCUGACACCAUUGACAAUGUGAAAGCUAAGAUCCAGGACAAGGAGGGCAUCCCUCCGGACCAGCAGCGUCUCAUCUUUGCUGGCAAGCAGCUGGAGGAUGGCCGCACCCUUGCUGACUACAACAUCCAGAAGGAAUCCACCCUCCACUUGGUGCUGCGCCUGAGGGGUGGGAUGCAGAUCUUUGUGAAGACUUUAACUGGCAAGACCAUCACCCUGGAGGUUGAGAGCUCUGACACCAUUGAUAAUGUCAAGGCCAAGAUCCAGGACAAGGAGGGAAUUCCCCCAGACCAGCAGCGUCUGAUCUUUGCUGGCAAGCAGCUGGAGGAUGGCCGCACCCUUGCUGACUACAACAUCCAGAAGGAGUCCACCCUCCACCUGGUACUUCGCCUUCGUGGUGGUCAGUAAAUCGUCGAUGAUUGUCGGAGCUGCUGCUGUACCUGGGUCGUCUGGUGCCUCUGGUGUCAUCUAUGAAGGAAGUUUCUGUGUAGUUUGUGUCGUACCUGUGUUUGGUUUAAUGGACCGUUUGAGUCCCUAUGUGUUUUACCCGAAACAGUUGCUGAGGUGCAGCAGUAUGGCCUAAGCAUGAAUAAGUGUCGUUUGAACAUAAAA
Messenger RNA from Phragmites australis (common reed), 1733 nucleotides. RefSeq names its product polyubiquitin. Gene Ontology annotation, cellular component: nucleus; cytoplasm. The transcript is spliced from 2 exons. Gene Ontology annotation, molecular function: protein tag activity; ubiquitin protein ligase binding. Gene Ontology annotation, biological process: modification-dependent protein catabolic process; protein ubiquitination. The record is from RefSeq and is a predicted model, not a curated record. Lineage: Eukaryota; Viridiplantae; Streptophyta; Magnoliopsida; Poales; Poaceae. Bases 156 to 1529 code for a protein of 457 amino acids.